Molecule: messenger RNA, 3518 nt
Organism: Gekko japonicus
Lineage: Eukaryota; Metazoa; Chordata; Lepidosauria; Squamata; Gekkonidae
Gene: INSIG1
Product: insulin induced gene 1
Exons: 6
Coding region: 53-874 (273 amino acids)
Biological process (GO): SREBP signaling pathway; SREBP-SCAP complex retention in endoplasmic reticulum; cellular response to insulin stimulus
Cellular component (GO): SREBP-SCAP-Insig complex; endoplasmic reticulum
Source: RefSeq, a predicted model, not a curated record
AGAAGGUGGGAUCGGAGUGACUUCGCGGGGCUGCGGAUUAGGCAGAAAGCGAAUGGAGACUUCAGUCCCUGGACUGGAGGGUCAUACCUGCGGUUGCUCCUGUGCUGUUGGGAGAAGGAGUCAAGCGCCCUCGGGUGGGACGGCUUCAGGGCUGGUGGCCAAGGUGGGCGAAAUGCUGAGCUCCUCAGUCUCAAACUCUCCUCUGACGUUCAUGGCCCAUGGCGCCCCGAAGCCCAGCGGCUCCAGCCUCAGCAGUAGCUCCGCCGGCGGCUUGAACUUGAGCCGGGACUUAUUGCAGCGCAGCCUGGUGCUGUUCUUUGUGGGCACUUUUCUGGCGCUGGUGCUGAACUUGCUGCAGAUCCAGAGGAACGUGACUCUGUUUCCAGAGGAAGUCAUCUCCACCAUCUUUUCCUCCGCCUGGUGGGUGCCCCCGUGCUGUGGAACGGCGGCAGCUGUUGUUGGCCUGCUGUAUCCCUGCAUCGACAGUCAUCUUGGCGAGCCUCACAAAUUCAAGCGAGAAUGGGCCAGCGUCAUGCGAUGCAUAGCCGUGUUCGUUGGCAUUAACCAUGCGAGUGCUAAAUUGGAUUUUGCAAACAAUAUCCAGCUCUCCUUGACAUUGGCAGCGCUGUCAUUGGGCCUCUGGUGGACAUUCGAUCGUUCCCGAAGCGGUCUGGGUCUUGGAAUUACAAUAGCUUUUCUAGCCACUCUGAUUACACAGGUUCUUGUCUAUAAUGGAGUUUAUCAGUAUACCUCUCCAGAUUUCCUUUACAUCCGGUCUUGGCUGCCAUGUAUAUUUUUCUCAGGUGGCGUGACUGUAGGGAACAUCGGACGCCAGCUGGCUAUGGGCGUUCCCGAGAAGCCUCACAGUGACUAAGUGUCCGGCUCCGCAGUGCCUGUCCGAGGGCGAAGCGCAGACGGCCUCCUGCGUCUGAACUGGGAUUAUUUUUCUUGACUAGCCUGUGCGGGGCUCUGUGCCGAGAGGACUGGCGAGGGAAGGUGACAUCCGCCUUGCAGCGGCCGAGGGCUCACCUUGGCUUUCCAGAGACGCAUCUGUCCUUGGUUCUCCGGCGGAAGAAUCCCAUAGAGACUUUAAUGCACCGCGAGUCGUGCUUGGCGGCGGCCCCAGGCGCCGGGCUCCAGUCGCAGUCGUUGAAACAGCGGCCAUAUUUCAAAGCCUUGAAGCAAAACUGUAAGCUUUGUGCACGUGCCCAAAGAAGGUUGUGGCUGACCGGGUGGUGCUGGGAGGUGGAAGGGGCGCGACUAGUUUCAUAGGAAAUCGUAUUUAUCCCGCUGUCCUUUAAGAUAGGGUUGCCAGAGGAUCAGCAUCAGGAUACAAUCACUUGGGUGCCGCGUGGAGGGAUAGUUGCCACCGGCACAGUCCGAUGGGAAGUUCUGCUUUGCAGGCCCCACUGAAGCAGAAGGGGGGAAGGGCCCUACUCUUUCCGUGGGGCCGCUGCAGGAGGACUGGUUUGGAGUUCCCUUUCGACUUGUGUGUGUGGGGGGGCUUUUCUGGAGUACCAGAUCUCUGGAGAAAGUCAAGCAGAAGCCGUCUCAUUCACAAAGAAGCAAUAAGUCCGUCAGCUGCUCCUGGGACCGGCUGGCCCCUUGUUCCUGUCCUGCUGUCAAAUUAAAACACAGCCAAAAUCCGUUCUUCGUCAGCAACUCACUUUGCCGCGUUUCCAAAGGGGGGGAAGCCCUCAAGUCCCCUCUGGAUGAACCAGUCCUCAGCGGGCAGGACGGGCGGAGGAUUCUCCUCCGAUUCCUGUCGAGUUUUCUAGGAGUCUUUUCUGGUUUGGGGGUUCCAGCUCCACAGCUGCCAUCAAAAGAAGCAGGGCAGGCCAAAAGUGUUACUUCGUGCUUCUUUAUCCGUGACCUCCGGCUUCACACUGUGUUUCUGAAGAAGUCAUCGCUCUUGUGUUUUUUUAUAUAUACAAAAUUCUUUCUCAACCCUAUGUGACUUGCAAUCUGUGAUUGCCCUGUUAAAAACGCCUGCAUCACUGUGUUAAACAUGUGGGGGGUGUCUUAAGUAGUUCCAUAGGCAGCACAAUGGCAACUUGAAUAACAUAGGCCACCGUUGACCUAAUUAACAAGUAUUGGGUCUCAGAAUUUAGACGUGCAAUGUCCGAUUGAGAAAUCUGAGCCUCGUCUCCUCUUUAAUAUCUCCUCAAACAAUGCGGAGCUCUUAAUCGCAUUUCAACGCUGCACAGAGGCAAAAAAAAAAUCAGCAAUAAUUGAAUUAGUGAUGCUUAGUUCAUGCCUCCUCCUCCGCACUUCUAAAGAAAUGCUCUGGUCCUGUGCUUGUGGGUGCAAAGUGCUCUUGCUACGUUGCCUUUUUUUUUGUAUGGGGCAAUUGGCUCUUCUCCGUUUCCAACUUCAGGAAGGCUUCCAGUCUAGGCAGCGGCGAUUUCACUGGGGCUACCAGCUGAAGCUGCAUUCUUCCCUUUUAUUCUUUCCCCCCCCUUUCAAGGAAGCCUCUCCCUAAAGCAGUGUUUCACUCACUCUUUAAACCCAGGCCCCCUCCUAAACUGAAUUUGCCUUCUUUGCCAACCCGCUCAGCGGCACGCACGGGCGGGGCCUUUGUCCACAGCCGCACGCGUGCAGCCUGUUAUGGAGAACAGGGGGACUGAUCCGGCACUGAGAUCAGGGCAAGCAGGGUUCCCCCGAGCCGAUUCCGGCUGCAGUGCGAGGAAGACGUCUCUGGCGUGCCAGCCGCAGCCUCUUUGCCUUUCCGGGAACGCUUUCUCGGGGCGUGGUGCUUCCCUAGCUACAGCUUGAGAACCACCAUCCUAAAAAUUAAAAAAAAACAACUUCUGGAGCAUAUUUAAAUGCUGUUAAGUGUUUGGGGUUUUCUGUUCAUUUGUUUGAAACCAAGAGGUCAGGCAGUGGUGGGCAAAUCACUGACUCUGAAGUAGGUUGGUGUUACUCAAUAAGACACUGUUUGCCGAUCGCAGUCUUGACUCCCCCUUUUUUUUCCCCCUGGCCUUCCAUUGGCUUUUAAAGGUGUGACAAUUUACCAAACUGAGUUCAAAGCAUAUUCAUCCUAAUGCUUUCUCUGCCCAUGUGAGUCGUCCUGUUUAACUGGCAUUAUUUGACGGCUAUGCCUAUGCAAACCUGUUAUCUGUUCACUGAAAACAGAUCUCAGCCACUGUGGCUCCACCCAGAAAGCAAAGAAGCGCUUUGACAAUAUCCGUCUCCCCAGUACCAGAGAUAUAACUAUAAAGGGCAAUGAUAGGUGUACAUAUGUAAUCAUGGGAAACAGUAAGUAUUUUAUUUGUAAAGGUUCGAAAGGAAAUCUUUUGUUUCGACAAGGUGGCCAAAAUACACGUCAGAAGUUCAAUCUUGCCAAUUUUUGUCUGUCUGAACCAAAGUGAUCAGAGUUUGUGUUACAAAGAACUAUGAGGGGGGAAAACUUGCACUAUCCUAGAUUGGCAUCCGUAGAUUCUCCAACUGGGUAGGCUUUCAGUAGUGGUGUGUGUAUGUGUGUGUGUAUGUGUGUUUUUUAAUUAUUAAAGGUUUAA